This is a messenger RNA of Salvia miltiorrhiza (redroot sage), 4870 nucleotides long. Its product is annotated as ABC transporter G family member 35-like. Gene Ontology annotation, cellular component: membrane. Bases 242 to 4705 code for a protein of 1487 amino acids. The record is from RefSeq and is a predicted model, not a curated record. Gene Ontology annotation, molecular function: ABC-type transporter activity; ATP binding; ATP hydrolysis activity. The transcript is spliced from 22 exons. Lineage: Eukaryota; Viridiplantae; Streptophyta; Magnoliopsida; Lamiales; Lamiaceae.
UCGCCUUGGACUCUUGCAAAAUCAUCACUUCUCAAAACUCUCCAAGACUUUUUCACAAAGAGAGUAACAUUUUAAAAAACUAGCAAAAAAUGGUUUGGAAACAAUCAAACUAAAUCUAUCAAACCAAAAACACUCCUAUUUCUAACCCUUUCAACUCCCCCACCGAACCCACAUUCUAUCCAAAAUUCUCUUCAUUUUCAUACAAAAUUGUCGAUCCAUUUCUUGAAACAAUCCGCAAGAAAUGGACGAUCGGAUGAGGCGUUCGCGGCGGCAACAGAGCCGCAGUUCCAGCCGGAGCAACUGGAUUGUGGAGGAGGUGUUCUCCGGCUCGGCGGCGUCGAGGCAGAGCGUUAGGGCGGACGAGGAUGAGGAGGCGCUGAGAUGGGCGGCGCUGGAGAAGCUCCCCACCUACGAUAGGCUGAGGAAAACAGUGCUUAAAUCGUUCAUGGAAACUUCGAAUCAAGGGAAAGUUAAGGUUGUCCACAAAGAGAUUGAUGUGAGAAAAAUGGACAUGAAUGAGAAGCAAGAAUUCAUCGACAGAUUCUUCAAAGUUGCUGAGGAAGAUAAUGAGAAGUUCUUGACCAAGUUCAGAGAUCGCAUUGAGAAAGUCGGAAUUUCGUUACCUACUGUUGAAGUGAGAUUUGAACACUUGAGCGUGGAAGCGGACUGCUUCGUCGGAGAUAGGGCGCUUCCGACGCUGAUCAACACGGCCCGUAACAUCGGCGAGAUGGCCUUGGGUUGCUUAGGAAUUAGGCUCGCCCAGAAAACUAAACUCACUAUACUCAAAGACGUUUCCGGCAUUAUAAAACCUUCUAGGAUGACCCUUUUACUCGGACCACCUUCUUCAGGGAAAACAACUCUUUUGUUGGCUCUCGCAGGAAAAUUGGACCCAACUUUGAAGACAAGGGGAGAAAUCACAUACAAUGGGCAUAUGCUAAAUGAAUUUGUACCACAGAAAACAUCAGCAUACAUUAGCCAAAAUGAUGUUCAUGUAGGAGAAAUGACUGUCAAAGAAACCUUAGAUUUCUCGGCCAGAUGCCAAGGGGUCGGAUCGCGAUACGAACUUUUGACCGAGCUUGCAAGAAGGGAAAGAGAAGCAGGUAUUUUUCCAGAGGCAGAGGUUGACUUGUUUAUGAAGGCAACUGCUAUGGAGGGAGUAGAGAGCAGCCUUAUUACAGACUACACUUUAAGGAUACUAGGACUAGAUGUGUGCAGAGACACAAUUGUUGGAGAUGAGAUGAUAAGAGGAAUAUCUGGAGGCCAAAAGAAGCGUGUCACAACAGGGGAGAUGAUUGUUGGGCCAACAAAGACACUCUUCAUGGAUGAGAUAUCCACAGGCCUAGACAGCUCCACAACAUUUCAAAUUGUGAAAUGUUUGCAGCAAAUUGUGCAUCUAACUGAGGCAACCAUCUUCAUGUCCCUCCUCCAACCGGCCCCCGAGACGUUUGAUCUCUUCGACGACGUCGUCCUUCUCUCUGAAGGCCAGAUCGUCUACCAAGGCCCAAGAGAGCAUGUAGUUGAGUUCUUUGAGAGUUGUGGCUUCAAAUGCCCUGAGAGGAAAGGAACUGCUGAUUUCUUACAAGAGGUGACAUCAAGAAAAGACCAAGAGCAAUAUUGGGCAGACAGACACAGACCAUACAAGUAUAUUCCAGUGAGCGAGUUUGCGACAAGGUUCAAGCGCUUCCACGCGGGCCUACGCCUCGAAAACGAGCUCUCCGUUCCCUACGACAGAGCCAGGAGCCACAGUGCGGCCCUAGUAUUCAAGAAAUACUCGGUCCCCAUAUUGGAGCUACUCAAGGCCAACUUUGACAAGGAGUGGCUCCUCAUCAAACGCAACUCCUUCGUCUACGUCUUCAAGACCGUGCAGAUCUUCAUCGUGGCCAUCAUCACCUCCACUCUGUUCUUGAGGACUAACAUGCACACUAGGGACGAGGACGACGCCUCAGUCUAUAUUGGUGCCCUCUUGUUUAGCAUGAUCUGCAACACCUUCAACGGCUUCGCAGAACUCUCUCUCACCAUACAGAGGCUUCCUGUCUUUUACAAACAAAGAGACCUUCUCUUCCACCCUCCUUGGGCUUUCACUCUGCCUACAUUUCUUCUCAGAAUCCCUAUAUCCUUCUUUGAGGCUAUUGUUUGGAUGGUUACAACGUAUUACACUAUUGGAUUCGCCCCACAAGCGGACAUAUUCUUCAAGCAGUUCUUGCUCAUCUUCGUGAUCCAGCAAAUGGCUGCGGGGAUAUUCAGGCUCACCGCAGGACUGUGUAGAACCAUGAUCAUGGCUAACACGGGAGGCGCCCUCACGCUCCUUCUCGUAUUCCUCCUAGGCGGCUUCAUCCUCCCGAAAGACAAGAUUCCAGAUUGGUGGGGAUGGGGAUACUGGGUUUCGCCCCUCACCUAUGGAUACAACGCCAUUGCUGUAAACGAAAUGUUUGCUCCCAGAUGGAUGAAUCAAGCGGCCUCAGAUGGCAUCACGCCAUUAGGCAUAGCAGUGUUGAACAACUUCAACAUCUUUCCAGAAAAAAAUUGGUACUGGAUUGGAGUUGGAGCUCUUGUUGGAUUCACAUUGCUCUUCAACAUUCUCUUCACACUCUCACUCAUGUAUCUCAACCCUCUUGGGAAGCCACAGGCUAUAAUAUCAAAGGAGCAAGCAAGGGAGAUGGAAACAGAGUUGAUUGGAGAUGAUGCACCAAGACUUAGGCCAACCAAAUCCAAAAAUGACUCUUUUCCUCGAGCCUUGUCGUCCAGAGAUGGAAACAACACAUUGGAAAUGACGAUGCAACGAAUGAGUAGCCAUUCAUCUGUAAAUAGAAACAAUGACUCAAACCUUGGUGGGGCAAGAGGUGUCGCACCAAAGAGGGGAAUGGUGCUCCCAUUCACCCCUUUAGCCAUGUCCUUCGACAAUGUAAACUACUAUGUUGAUAUGCCACCGGAAAUGAGGGAGCAGGGAGUGACCGAGGAUAAAUUGCAGCUGCUACGCGGUGUAACUGGGGCUUUCAGGCCAGGAGUGCUGACGGCCUUAAUGGGAGUGAGUGGAGCAGGCAAAACAACACUGAUGGAUGUUCUAGCUGGUCGAAAAACGGGCGGUUACAUAGAAGGCGACAUCAUGAUUUCUGGAUUCCCAAAAAAUCAGGAAACAUUUGCAAGAAUCUCUGGAUACUGUGAGCAAACCGACAUCCAUUCGCCUCAAGUUACUAUCCGCGAAUCACUCAUCUACUCGGCCUUUCUCCGCCUCCCUAAAGACGUCGCCAAGGAGCAGAAGAUGGCAUUCGUUGAACAAGUGAUGGAUCUGGUUGAGCUAGAGAAUCUCAAGGACGCCAUCGUAGGGAUUCCCGGGAUCACGGGGUUGUCCACGGAGCAAAGAAAGCGGCUGACGAUUGCGGUGGAGCUGGUUGCGAAUCCUUCGAUUAUAUUCAUGGAUGAGCCGACUUCAGGUCUGGAUGCAAGAGCAGCGGCCAUUGUUAUGAGAACUGUGAGAAACACAGUUGACACUGGGAGAACUGUCGUUUGUACCAUCCACCAACCUAGCAUUGAUAUUUUUGAAUCUUUUGAUGAGUUGCUGCUUAUGAAGAGAGGAGGGCAGGUGAUCUAUGCAGGACCAUUAGGCCGCCACUCGCAGAAAAUUAUCGAGUAUUUCGAGGCAGUUCCCGGAGUUUCGAGAAUCAAAGAGAAGUACAAUCCUGCAACGUGGAUGCUGGAAGCGAGCUCGAUAGCCACCGAAUCCCGAUUAUCAAUGGAUUUCGCAGAAUAUUACAAAACAACAGACCUAUAUCAACGAAAUAAGGCGCUGGUGGACGAGCUGAGCAUGCCGGCUCCAGGCGCAAAGGACUUACACUUCGAGACACAGUUCUCACAGUCGAGCUGGGGGCAGUUCAAAUCCUGCCUCUGGAAACAAUGGUGGACUUAUUGGAGAAGCCCUGAUUACAACCUCGUUCGCUACUUCUUCACCCUCGUUUGCGCCCUUCUUGUUGGCACCGUUUUCUGGAAAGUCGGCACAAAAAAGGAUAGUGACACGGAUCUGUUGACCAUUAUCGGAGCUAUGUAUGCUUCAGUCUUAUUUGUCGGAAUCAACAAUUGUUCAACUGUUCAGCCUGUCGUCGCCAUUGAAAGGACAGUUUUUUACAGAGAGAAAGCUGCAGGAAUGUACUCUGCUUUACCUUAUGCCCUGUCUCAGGUGAUUGUAGAAAUACCAUAUGUGCUAAUCCAGACGACGUAUUACACCUUAAUCGUAUACGCGAUGGUGAGCUUCGAAUGGACCGUAGCCAAAUUCUUGUGGUUCUACUUCGUCACUCUCUUCUCCUUCCUCUACUUCACCUACUAUGGCAUGAUGACCGUCUCCAUCACGCCCAAUCACCAGGUCGCAGCCAUCUUCGCAGCUGCAUUCUACGCUCUCUUCAACCUAUUCUCAGGCUUCUUCAUCCCAAGACCGAAAAUUCCCAAAUGGUGGGUGUGGUACUACUGGGUCUGCCCCGUGGCGUGGACCGUAUACGGUCUAAUCAUUGGACAGUACGGAGACGUGACAAAAACUAUAACGGUUGCCGGAAACAAUGGAUCAACAUCACCUAUGAUCAACACUUAUAUUCAAGAUCAUUUUGGCUACGAUCCUGACUUCAAAGGGCCAGUUGCUGCAGUUUUGGUUGGUUUUGCAGUUUUCUUUGCUUUCAUGUAUGCUUACUGCAUCAAGACUCUCAAUUUCCAGAUGAGGUAGAGGUUGAUAUAUAUAUAUAGGAGGAUCAAAUGUGAAUUAAUUGUAUAUAUAUAUUUUUGCACACACAUAUAUACGUUAUAUUUAGAUGAGAUAUAUGUAAGUAGUAUAUGUAGUUUUGUGAACUUGAAUGUACUAAAAUAUAUAAAUAUAUAGAUUCUUGAAAUA